Molecule: messenger RNA, 2109 nt
Organism: Thecamonas trahens ATCC 50062
Lineage: Eukaryota; Apusomonadida; Apusomonadidae
Product: ATP-binding cassette
Exons: 2
Coding region: 1-2043 (680 amino acids)
Biological process (GO): fatty acid beta-oxidation; very long-chain fatty acid catabolic process; peroxisome organization
Cellular component (GO): peroxisomal membrane
Molecular function (GO): ATP binding; ATP hydrolysis activity; ABC-type transporter activity
Source: RefSeq, a predicted model, not a curated record
AUGGGCAACACGCUGUCCAAGGUGAUGACCACGUCUGUGGAGAACGACCCCAUGCGCAACGUGCUCGGCAACUCGCUCGGUGCCCAGGUUAUGGCCGGUGCCUCGGUUGUUGCUGCCGUCGGCUUUGUCCUCAAGCUCGCCCAGAAGGCCGCCAAGCGCCAGACGCCGACGAUGCUGUUUGCGCCCAAGGGCUCCGAGUCUUCCAAGUCGUCCAAGGUUGCGGUUGAUGGCAAGUUCUUCAACUCGAUGUCCAAGAUCAUGAAGACUCUUGUUCCGUCGCUCUUCUCGCCCGAGGCCGCAUACAUGGUGGUGGUGGCGGUGUCGAUGGUGGCGCGGACGUACUGCGACGUGUGGAUGCUCAACAACGGCACGGCCAUCGAGCGGUGCAUCAUUACCGGCGAUGCCAUCGGGUUCAAGACGCAUCUGUUCAAGCUCAUUCUCGCCAUGCUCCCGCUCUCGGUCACCAACAACCUGCUCAAGUACGGCCUGUGGGAGCUCGCGCUCCGGUUCCGGACCCGGCUGACAAACAAGCUGUACAAGUCGUACCUCGCCGACUACACCUACUACCAGGUGAGCAACCUCGACAACCGCAUUUCCAACGCCGACCAGCUCCUCACCACCGACGUGCUCAAGUUCUGCGACUCAGUCGCCGAGCUCUACUCGAACAUUGCCAAGCCGUUGCUGGACAUUGUCAUCUACUCGCGAGCGCUCACCGACAACAUCGGCCUGCAGGGCCCGGUCGUCAUGCUCGGCUACCUUGUGCUCUCGGGCGUGGUCCUCACCCGCCUCCGCCGCCCAACCGGGGCCUUUACCGUCCAGGAGCAGCGACUCGAGGGCGAGUUCCGCUACGUCAACUCGCGACUCAUCACCCACUCGGAGGAGAUUGCCUUCUACAACGGUAACAAGCGCGAGGAGAUCACCAUUGCAUCGACCUUCUCGCGCCUCGUCACCCACCUCCGCAACGCGCUCCAGUUCCGCGGCCUCAUCGGCCUCGUCGACAAUGUCGUCGCCAAGUACCUUGCCACCGUCGUCGGCUUCCUCGUCAUGUCGCGCGGCUUCCUCGCCCGCGGCUCGGGCCUUGCCGGCGCCGCUGCCCAGUCUGAGAACAUGGAGGCGUACUACCGGGCCGGCCGGAUGCUGGUCAACCUCGCCAAGGCCAUGGGCCGCCUGGUCCUCGCCGGGCGCGAGCUCACCCGCCUUGCCGGCUUCACCAACCGCGUCACCGACCUCGACCGGGUCCUCAAGGACCUGGCCAAGGGCAAGUACGUCCGCACUAUGAUCGCCGCCGACAACGGCGCCGGCGCGUCGGCCGAGUCGAGCGACGCCAUCGCGCUUGCGCCCAACUCGGGCGAGAUCGUCAACCGGGACCACGUCAUCAUCUUUGACAAGGUCCCGAUCGUCACGCCCAACGGCGAUGUCCUCAUCCGCUCCAUGUCGUUUGCGGUCGAGGCCGGCAAGAACGUGCUGGUGUGCGGGCCGAACGGGUGCGGCAAGUCGUCGCUCUUCCGUACGCUCGGCGGCCUCUGGCCGCUGUUUGGCGGAAAGAUGACCAAGCCGACCAAGGACAACCUGUUCUACAUCCCGCAGCGCCCGUACCUCACCCUCGGCACCCUCCGCGAUCAGAUCAUCUACCCGCACACCGCCGCCCAGUUCUACGCCGCCGGCCACACCGACGACGACCUGCUCGGCUACCUCGACCAUGUCCACCUCGCGUACAUCGUCACCCGCGAGGGCGGAUGGGACACUGUCGCCGACUGGGCAGACGUCCUCUCCGGCGGCGAGAAGCAGCGCGUCGCCAUGGCCCGCCUCUUUUACCACAGGCCGCAGUUUGCCAUCCUCGACGAGUGCACCUCGGCCGUCUCGGUCGACGUCGAGGGCUUUAUGUACGAGCACUGCCGCUCAGAGCUCGGCAUCACUCUCUUCACCGUCUCGCACCGCAAGUCGCUGUGGAAGUACCACGACUACGUCCUCGCCUUUGACGGUCGCGGCGGCUACUCGUUCUCGGCCAUCGCUGACCUCGAUCCCGCCGAGCAUGGCUCGUAACCCAGCUCAAAACGCGCUCCCUGCCAACGCUCAUCUCCCCCCCCCGUCAGCAUUGAAUCUCACACA